This is a messenger RNA of Drosophila novamexicana, 1396 nucleotides long. RefSeq lists its product as uncharacterized. Bases 12 to 1157 code for a protein of 381 amino acids. The transcript has 6 exons. The record is from RefSeq and is a predicted model, not a curated record. NCBI's taxonomy places the organism in Eukaryota, Metazoa, Arthropoda, Insecta, Diptera, Drosophilidae.
ACAUCCAAAAGAUGUGGUCCCCACCAAAGUUUGUGUACAAGGUGUUGAUUUUGGUUUUAUUAGCAAGGCAAUCGAGUGCCAUAAAAUAUAAAUUCAGUCUUGAAAAUGAGGAUAUAUUCACCAAUUGUCCCAAUAAACCAAGUAACGUACUCAAUGUAAGUGGACUGUUCGAUACCUCUGACUCAACAUUUAAAACGGAUUUUGUGUCGGUACGCUUUUCGGGCAAUCUCACCUGCGUGUGGAAUAUUCAACCUGGUGAUCGCAUUCAGUUGACUUUUGAAAUAAAACGUUUCGAUCGUGGAUCCUGGCAGCCAACAGUAUUCAAUAUGCAUGUCCGUGACUUCUGUGCAUCUCUCUAUGAAAAAGAACAGUACUGGUACAAGUUUUGGUCAAAGUACAUUAUCAAUAAGGAACAAGUUAGAGAGAAAUGUAUUCUGCCUGGAACUAAAUUUAUUCACGAACCGUUUGAUGUAGAUUUACUGUUCGAGGCACAAGGAUUACCUUUGAUUGGACCACACAAGCUUGUCUUUACAUUUAAGGCCUUUGACACUCACGGAGUCGAGCGAGAAACUAGCAUCUGUUUCGAAAUGUUAGGGGAAUUUCAGAGGCUGCAAUCGAGUGCUAUAAAACAUAAAUUCAUUCCUGAAAAUGAGGAUAUAUUCACCGAUUGUCCCAACAAACCAAGUAAUGUACACAAUUUUAAUGGACUUUUCGAUACCUCUGAGUCAACGUUUACAACGGAUUUUGUGUCGGUACGCUUUACGGGAAAUUUUACCUGCGUCUGGAAUAUUCAUCCUGGUGAUCGCAUUCAGGGGACUUUUGAAAUAAAACGUUUCGAUCGUGGAUCCUGGCAGCCAACAGUAUUCAAUAUGCAUGUCCGUGACAUCUGCCCUACUCUCUAUGAAAAAGAACAAUACUGGUACAAGUAUUGGUUAAAAUACGUAAUCAAUAAGGAACAAGUUAGAGAGAAAUGUUUUCUGCCUGGAACUAAACUUAUUUACAAACCGUUUGAUAUAAAUUUUCAGUUUGAGGCACAAGGAUUACCCAUAACUGGACCACACAAGCUUGUCUUUACAUUUAAGGCUUUUGACACUAACGAAAUAGAGCGAGAAACUAGCAUCUGUUUCGAAAUUUUAGGGGAAUUUCAGAGGCUGUAGAUAUGCCGAUCGGCUGUAGCCCGUCCAUGCCCGUGCAACGCAUAAAGUUAAUCUUCUCAAAAAGCUUUAAAAAUGAUUGAUCGGACGGUAAAAAAAACUUUCAUACAACUGUUUUCCGUCAAUUUACUACUGUUUCGGGUGGAAUUUGCCAACACGCUGAAACACGUUUUCAGUAAGUUUUUAUGUAGAGCUUUGAAAAUAAGUUUUAAAUAACUUUUUAUAUAGAUAUUUGGAAAUGA